AUGCUCUACUACAAGAGACGAGCCUGGUACAUUAAACAUCUAAAAACACAUAAUGGGGUUGAAGCACGACAAUCGUCGGUAAGAUCUACAACAUUCACUUCGGAUAGAGUUGACCCUCAUGUAUCCCAUGGUGAACCAUUAACUGGAAACCACCAGGAGUCCAUUAACAUCAGGACACGUCUUAGCAUUCCUAAUCUAAAACAAUCGACUUGGAAAGUUCAUGACGACAACUUAGCGGUCCUGUUAGAGCAUCCGGGCUCGAAGCAGGAAUUGAACUCGCAGGUAGAAACUUUCCAAAAUACCGUUUAUGACUACUUUAGCGAGCAAUAUCCACCACGUAAUCGUUAUGCUCGCAAAAAUAAAGACAAUUCGUUCAAAUUAAAAAUGCGGAAGAAAAAACGGGAAUUAAUAAAAAAUCUACGUAUAGCCAAAGCUCUAGGCGACAAUCACCUUAGUCAUCAACUAGCUAGGGCGUUAAGGUCAAUCCUUAAAUUAAUCCAAGGAAUAUCGGCGCAAACUGCAGAAUAUCGCGAUAAUUUUGACCGGGCAAAACAAGAAGUAGAUUUCGAUAAAAACCCUUUUGAGUAUUCGAAAACCAUUUUUAAGAAAGAACGCGGACAGCUUCUCUUGACCAACGAUCAAAUUUACGACCAUUUUAAGAGCACAUACGAAGUGCCUAAAAGUUUAAGACGGUAUAGGGAUCCAAACGAUCAAAAACCUGAAUUUCCUCGAAUCGAAUUCCACGGCAUUCCACCAACGCUAGAGGAACUAAGUAGUCAGAUCAAGAGGAAGUCGUCUAAAUCUGCACCGGGACCCGAUGGUAUCCCAUAUAUAGUCUUUAAAAAAUGUGCAUCGGUUCGUAAACACCUCCUAAAUAUAUACGGUAAAAUCUGGUCAAGGAAGCAAAUCCCGGAGUGCUUCGGGAAAGCAAUUUUUGUCCUCAUUCCCAAAAAAGAUCGAGUUACUGAUCCGAAAGAUACUAGACCGAUAGCUUUAACAAAUACUAUAUCGAAAAUCUUUUUCUCGGUUCUACAAACGAGAAUGACGCGAUUCAUGCUCAGCAACAACUAUUUUAGGCCAAAUCACCAGAAAGGGUUUUUACCCGGGAUUUCUGGAUGCUUAGAACACAACACCUUGCUGUCGGAGAGUUUAAAAGAUGCUAGAAAAAGCGAGCGGCAAAUCACUGUUUGUUGGAUAGACUUGGAGAACGCGUUCGGGUCGAUACAACACGAAUUGAUGCUAUUCGCGCUUAGAUGGUACAACUUUCCACCCCUAGUUAGAGAUAUGAUCGCGUCGUAUUACUCAAAAUUAAGGUUUUCUAUAAUAACUAAAGAAGGCCCUUCAAAAAGUUUGAGUUAUAAUGUAGGACUGUUUCAAGGUUGUUGUCUAUCUCCAAUUGCGUUUAAUAUCGUAAUUAACAUCUUAGUAGACAAAUUAAUCUGUAACGAGAAAAAAUGGGGUUAUCGGUUUAAGUUUAAUAAUAAAUACACGGAAUCCAUUUUAGCCUUCGCUGACGAUCUCGCAAUACUGACACGUAACCCCAAACACUGUCAAGUACUAUUGGAUGAAGUGGAUAAAUUCUGUGAGUGGACGGAUGGAUUGAGGACAAAACCCAGUAAAUGUCACUGUCUGUGUCUUGGUAGGCGGAAUACAAGAUACACCUCAUACGAUCCGGGACUAUCGUUAGGCGGUCAAUGCAUUUCUACGGUUACGGAAAAUGCACCAUUUAAAUUUCUCGGUCGUAAGAUAGAUAAUAUAGGCCGUACUCCAUCUUUAGAAGGAAUAGUAGAUAGCUUUUUGAACGAUCUUAACAAGGUAGAUAGCCAACUGAUAAGUAACGUCAAAAAAGCGUGGAUCUACGAGAAUUACUUAACUUCACGUUUGAAUUGGCCUUUCCUCGUCUAUGAUUUUAAUAAAACCCUUUUGUCAAAGUUAGAUGCAGGCGUCAUAAAGAUGUUGAAGCAGUGGCUCGGGCUCGCUCUAACGGCUGAUUCAUCGGCGUUAUUUAGGGGAAGCAAUAGUUUUGGGAUGAGUCUAAAAAGGCCAUCGGAGCUCUAUAAACACCUAAGAGUUUCCAAGAGAUAUAUCCUGGGGAAAUCCCAUGAUGACAUAGUGACAUCGCUCCCAAAAGAUGAAGAUGACCCCGAGCUAGAGUCACGACUUCAAUUCCAUAAGCAAUUUAUGAUAGGAGCGCAAAGUAACAGAGCGGGGUUAGGAUCAAAUAGGAAAGUCCAAGAUGCGGAUAUAUUGAAGUCUUUUAUUCGGCAAGACGAGAAUGAUAAAUAUAAGAUCCAUGCAAUGAAUUUAGAAAUGCAGAACGAGUGGUUAGACAUAGGAGAUUUUUGCAUCCCAUUAGCAUUAAAAUGGCGCACUUUAAUUUAUGAUUGGUCGCCAGCAUUGCUAAAAUUCUAUCUCAAUGCGUUCCAGAUGACUCUCCCAGAUCAGAGUAAUUUAGUAAGAUGGGGUAAAAGUACCGAAAAAACUUGCUAUAUCUGUGGAAAGGCAGUUGGAACUGCUAAGCAUCUGCUGGUGGGAUGUAAGGUACUCCUUGACAGCGGUCAAUACUCGCGUCGUCACGAUAGGGUUCUAGAAGUCAUACGUGAAGCGGUUAGUCUUUCGGUAGCCAGAGCGCAAAAGGGAAUAACCACAAACGAACGAUCAGUAGGUUUUGUGAGAGAAGGCACUAGGGCUACAAAAUCAAACGUCAAGCCUUACUCCAUCCUUAAAGCGGCGUCGGAUUGGACUAUAAUGAUGGACACGUAUGAAAAACAAUAUAAAAUCCCCGAGGAUAUUUGUGCGUCGGCCUCCAGACCGGAUAUAUUUUUGUUUUCGCGAAUUUUAAAGCGCGUAGUGAUAAUAGAGCUUACGGUCCCCUGGGAAACCAACAUCCCCAAAGACCAUACCAUCAAGGUCAACAAAUAUUACGAGCUCACAAACGAACUCACUCGAAACAGGUUCGUAGUAGAUUUGUACGCGGUAGAGGUGGGAGCGAGAGGUAUAACAGCGAAAUCUCUCUAUAACCUACUAAAGGACUUGGGCUUGUCCAGAACUCACAUUAAUGCAUUCUUGGAACGUACGUCGAAGGCAGCCCUAGUAGGUUCUUUUCAAAUUUGGUUAGGUAGGGAGAGGAGCUUGGACAGUGGAGGUGAGCGUAUAACGCGCGUUAGUUAA
Molecule: messenger RNA, 3171 nt
Organism: Danaus chrysippus (African queen)
Lineage: Eukaryota; Metazoa; Arthropoda; Insecta; Lepidoptera; Nymphalidae
Source: the annotation of a GenBank genome assembly